AUGCCAAGUCCACUCCCUGCUAAAUUUCACAACAAUCUCCAAGCCAGAGACGGAUUAAGUGACGUAGUCUCCGCAGCAGCAAAUCUUGCUAACAAUGCCGGAUCUCAAAUCCAAAGUGUAGCAGACAAUGCUGCCUCUGCAGCUCCUGGUAUCCUUAAUACAGUGACUUCAGCUGCUGUUGAAGGUUUCGAAAAGGCAACUUCUGCAGCAGUCGAAGGUGCUCAUAAAGCAACUUCUUUAGGGGGAGAUGUUGCUUCUGCUGUUACUUCUGCCGCAGUCGAAGGUGCUCAUAAAGCAACCUCUUUGGGGGGAGACGUUGCUUCUGCUGUUACUUCUGCAGGUGGGGCCGCUGCUUCCAAAGCUAAAUCAGCUGCUCCUGGAGUGAUCAAUACGAUAACGUCGGCGGCAGAUGCUGCGGCAGAUAAAGUAACAUCUGCUGGUGGUGCUGCUGUUUCUAAAGUCACAUCCGCUGCCGAGUCAUUAAAAUCUGCAGCAGACUCUGCUGGUGCAGCAGCUGCUAGUUCCAAGGCAGAAACCACAUCAGCUGCUAGUUCCAAGACAGAAACCGCAUCUUCAUCGACGACUACCCAUUCGACGACUACAAGUAGCGAGACCACCAAAAAUGCUGCAGAUGGUAUUAUAUACCAACCUGGGAACUGGAAGAAAUCAGCAGGAGUUGUCGGUUUAAUAGCUGUUUCCUUUAUUUUUGGUGGUUCCUUGUAG
Hemisphaericaspora subhashii is the source of this 723-nucleotide messenger RNA. RefSeq lists its product as uncharacterized. The transcript has a single exon. NCBI's taxonomy places the organism in Eukaryota, Fungi, Ascomycota, Pichiomycetes, Serinales, Debaryomycetaceae. The record is from RefSeq and is a predicted model, not a curated record. The coding region runs from base 1 to 723 and encodes 240 amino acids.